Messenger RNA from Corylus avellana, 658 nucleotides. Lineage: Eukaryota; Viridiplantae; Streptophyta; Magnoliopsida; Fagales; Betulaceae. The record is from RefSeq and is a predicted model, not a curated record.
AAAAACAAGUAAACAAAAAGCUUUUCUUUCCUAACAAGAAACGGAGCAGGACUCCCUCUUUAUUAUCUAUAAAUAUCCCAAACCCCACGUUUCAGAUCCCCAUACACUACUGCUUCCUUCGGUCUUUAGAUUUUGUUUUUCCUCUGCAACAGAACUCAAUCUCUUCGUCUUUGCGCUCCUCAUCGAAACCAUGGCUAACCAAGCUGAAUCCUCGGACUCCAAGGGAACGAAGAGAGACUUUAGCACGGCGAUUCUGGAGCGCAAGAAGGCUCCCAAUCGGCUUGUGGUGGACGAGGCAAUCAACGAUGACAACUCCGUUGUCGCGCUUCACCCCGACACCAUGGAGAAACUCCAGCUCUUCCGCGGUGACACGAUCUUGAUCAAGGGGAAGAAAAGGAAAGAUACUAUCUGCAUUGCUCUUGCUGAUGACACAUGUGAUGAACCAAAGAUAAGGAUGAACAAGGUUGUAAGAAGCAACCUAAGGGUUAGGCUUGGAGAUGUUGUUUCCGUGCACCAGUGCGCAGAUGUCAAAUAUGGAAAGCGCGUUCACAUUCUCCCUGUGGAUGACACCAUUGAAGGGGUCACUGGCAAUAUCUUUGAUGCAUACUUGAAACGUGAGUGCCUAUCCUUUUCUUCUUUAUCUUCAAUUAAAAACUGA